AGAAGAUAUGCUGAUAAUGAAGGAAAGUCAACCAGCUGACUUUCCUAAUCCAAUCCAGGGUAUAUCCUCAUUAUAUGCCGGAGCUUAUUCUGGCAGGCCUUCCCUCCGCCAUUAUAUAUAUACACACAACAAUUUCACCCCAACAUCAAUCAAUUAAUUAAUUAAUUAAUAUAACAAAAUCGAUCGAUCAGUUGCAGCAGAAUCCCAAUCCGAAAUCACACAUCCAUGGCGAGAGACGAGCUCCAGGUCCUCCGUACACUCGACGUCGCCAAAGUCCAGUUCUACCAUUUCACGGCGAUCGUCGUCGCCGGAAUGGGCUUCUUCACCGACGCCUACGAUCUCUUCAGCAUCUCCAUCGUCGCCAAGCUCCUCGGCCGCAUUUAUUACACCAAGGCCGGCGCCCCCAAGCCGGGGACUCUGCCGCCGGGAAUCUCGUCGUCGGUCACCGGAGUCGCCCUCGUUGGAACUCUCCUCGGCCAGCUCUUCUUCGGCUGGCUCGGCGACAAAAUGGGCCGCAAAAAAGUUUAUGGCAUCACCUUAAUCAUGAUGAUCGUCUGCUCCGUCGCCUCCGGCCUGUCGUUCGGCGGAGAGCCGAAGGGCGUCCUCGUCACCCUCUGCUUCUUCCGCUUCUGGCUCGGGUUCGGCAUCGGCGGCGACUACCCGCUCUCGGCGACGAUCAUGUCCGAGUACGCGAACAAGAAGACCCGCGGCGCGUUCAUCGCCGCCGUGUUCGCGAUGCAGGGGUUCGGGAUUUUGUUCAGCGGGAUUAUCUCGUUGAUCGUGUCCUCUGCGUUCGAGCACGCGUACCCGGCGCCGUCGUACAAGGCGAACCCGGCCGCGUCCCUCGUGCCGCAGGCCGAUUACGUCUGGCGGAUCGUGCUGAUGUUCGGGGCGCUCCCGGCAGCCCUGACGUUUUAUUGGCGGAUGAAAAUGCCGGAGACGGCGCGGUACACAGCGCUCGUUGCAAAAAAUGCGAAGCAGGCGGCGCAGGAUAUGGCGAAAGUUUUGAAUGUGGAGGUGGAGGCGGAGGAGGAGAAGGUCGCACGAAUUGCCGACCGGAAGUCGAAUAAUUUCGGGUUGUUUUCGAGGGAAUUCGUGCGGCGGCAUGGGCUGCAUUUGUUUGGGACAACGUCGACGUGGUUUCUUUUGGACAUUGCUUUCUAUAGCCAGAAUUUGUUCCAAAAGGACGUUUUGUCGAACAUCGGGUGGAUCCCUAAGGCCGAGACCAUGAGCGCAGUCGGAGAGGUGUUCCGAAUCGCAAGGGCUCAAACCUUGAUCGCCCUAUGCAGCACGGUGCCCGGCUACUGGUUCACGGUGGCGUUCAUCGACAAAAUCGGCCGGUUCUGGAUCCAGCUAGUAGGAUUCUUCUUCAUGACGGUGUUCAUGUUCGCCAUCGCCAUUCCCUACGACCACUGGAAGAAAAGCGAGCACCGCAUCGGCUUCGUCGUAAUGUACGCCUUCACUUUCUUCUUCGCCAACUUUGGGCCCAACGCCACAACUUUCGUGGUGCCAGCCGAGAUUUUCCCGGCACGGCUGAGGUCCACGUGCCAUGGGAUAUCAGCCGCAGCCGGGAAGGCCGGGGCAAUUGUAGGGGCCUAUGGAUUCCUCUACGCGUCGCAGUCGACGGACAAGACAAAGACGGACGCCGGAUACCCUCCCGGCAUCGGCAUCAAGGCGUCGUUGAUCGUUUUGGGGUGCAUUAAUGCGAUCGGGAUGUUGUGCACGUUGGCCGUGCCGGAGCCGAAGGGGAAGUCCCUCGAAGAGGCGUCGCAAGAAAAUGUUGAUGAGGCUGAGGAAGUCCAAGGAGCUUGAUUUUGAUUUCUAUUUUGUCUUGUGUUUUGAUCGAUGGUGUUAAGGUUGUAAUGCUUUAUGUUGGUGGAUUUUGUGAUGUUUAUAUAUAUUUUUCGUUAAUAAAUGGUGUAUGAGAUUGUUUUGGAAUUACGUUUGUGUAAUUUUAGGGCAACUCCAGGUGUUGGUUUUGUUUUGAUUCGAAUCUUAAUUU
Messenger RNA from Andrographis paniculata, 2002 nucleotides. RefSeq names its product low affinity inorganic phosphate transporter 3-like. The record is from RefSeq and is a predicted model, not a curated record. NCBI's taxonomy places the organism in Eukaryota, Viridiplantae, Streptophyta, Magnoliopsida, Lamiales, Acanthaceae. Gene Ontology annotation, biological process: transmembrane transport; phosphate ion transport. The transcript has 2 exons. Gene Ontology annotation, cellular component: membrane. Gene Ontology annotation, molecular function: phosphate transmembrane transporter activity. Bases 226 to 1812 code for a protein of 528 amino acids.